Portunus trituberculatus (swimming crab) is the source of this 1722-nucleotide messenger RNA. Its product is annotated as actin-related protein 2/3 complex subunit 3-like. Gene Ontology annotation, molecular function: actin filament binding. The record is from RefSeq and is a predicted model, not a curated record. The coding region runs from base 583 to 1119 and encodes 178 amino acids. Gene Ontology annotation, cellular component: cytoskeleton; Arp2/3 protein complex. The transcript has 5 exons. NCBI's taxonomy places the organism in Eukaryota, Metazoa, Arthropoda, Malacostraca, Decapoda, Portunidae. Gene Ontology annotation, biological process: regulation of actin filament polymerization; Arp2/3 complex-mediated actin nucleation.
GACUGAUUUUCGUGUAAUUCUGUAAAUAAAGCCACAGUCCGCAGCGCGAGACAUGACUCUGGGGACGCCAUCAGCUGAGCGCCCAAACCCCAGCAUGGCGGCGGUCCAGUGGUGAUCCUUGCGUGUGGUGACUUGUGGUGGCUUUUUCCGUGUGUGCGUGGCUUGGCGAGAGGUGCUGGCUAUUCCGCUGGGGGCUGGCCCGUCCUGGCGGUGACCAAGGGCUGUCAGGAAGGCUCCCCUAAGCUAGCAAAGGGUAGAGAUAGCGGUUCAAGGGUCGGUCUGGCUGGAUGGCGUGGUAAACAUUCCUCCUGCCUCUCUGUGCUGACCGAGAUAUUGUCUAUUAAACUGUAAGUUGUUCCCUGAGUGUCCUUACCCGGAUAUUACCUGCCAGGGAGGAGGGGAGAGUGCCUUGGUCCUCUUGCAUCUCAUUCUGGCUCUAAGGAAACCAGGAAUAAGAGAUAAAGGUGUUUUCCCCAAGUGUGAAGGUGCACGCCCUCACCUCGCGGAUGUAAACACUGAUAACCGCCCAGACCGAGACCCAGACACAGGACAGCUGCAGGGGAGGGCCUAUCUACUAUAAAAAUGCCUGCGUACCACUGUAACAUGCCGCACCCUGGCACCGUGGUGGGCAACAUGGCCAUGCUGCCGCUGCGGACCAAGUACCGCGGCCCCGCCCCUCUCAUGGCCGGAGAGGGCAUUGACGUGGUGGACGAGGCGCUGCAGUACUUCAAGGCUAACGUGUUCUUCCGCACCUACGAGGUCAAGGGUGAGUGUGACCGCACGCUGAUCUAUAUCACUCUGUACAUCACCGAGUGCCUCAAGAAGCUGGCCAAGUGCAAGGACAAGAACACCGGCUCCAAUGAGAUGUACUCUCUCGCUGUGUCCAAGUUCCCCAUCCCCGGCGACCCAACCUUCCCCCUCAACGCCGUCUAUGGCAAGCCCAAGAACGACGCCGACCUGGAGUUGAUGCAGCAGUACCUCCAGCAGCUGCGGCAGGAGACAGGCCUCAGGGUGUGUGAGCGCGUCUUCAACACCCCUGACGGCAAGCCCUCCAAGUGGUGGCUGUGCUUCACCAAGAAGAAGUUCAUGGAUAAGUCUCUGUUGGCCCCCAGUGCAUAGUGUCACCACUGCCCCCUCCCCCCCACUACCACUCCCACAGUGUCUGGUUCUUUACUGGUGAUUGUUAUAUUCAGUGUUUAAACCAUUCCACACUAGGAAGAAGUAGGUGGGAAAUAUCACAUCAGUUCCUGGUGUUAUGUGUGUGAAUGUGUCCUGUUACUGAGAAUGCUUGACUUGUAAGGCUGUGCAGUGGCUGGCUCUGCAUCCUGUCCCAGCCUUAGUCACCACUGGAGGGAGGGAGUAGAGCCUCAGCUGAUUGGGUUAUAGCAAGUAGAGAGAGUGGUCUGCUACCCCUCAGUCAAGUGUGGAGUUGAGUGCGGUGUGUGUUAGAAAGGCUGUCGCGUGCCACAAAGGAAGGGUUAAUUGUACAGUUGAACCCCGAGGAACAUCUGUGUGAUUCAUGAUCUGUGGAUACAAUUAAGUCUUAUUGCUUUUUUAGGCAGAAUGAAUGCUGACUUUACUUUUAGUCCCAUGUUCGUGAAUGUCAGAGUAACUUCGUUAUUUUUAAGGCAUUCAUAGUUAACUAACAAUUGAUUGUUUUAUAUUGUGUGGGAAUGUUAUUCUUUGUGUAUCAGAGUAAUUAAAAUGAUCAUUAUACUUUAA